CAAAAUUAAUCAGAACCCAAUCACGCACAGUGAAUAGAACUUCUCUCCAUCGACUCACCAGCCCUCAGCUCCCUGAUCUCUGUCUGAAAAUGGAGAAAUCACUGCUAGAUUUAGAGAAGCCAAUGAAACCCAGCUUCAUUGAGAUACCCCAGAAAGUAAAGAGUAUCUCUUUGUCAGCUUUUCUCUUCUCCUUCUUCAUCUAUCUCUUCCUCUCUCAUCCCUCCCCUGCCACUCUCCUCAAAGACACCGGAUUCUGGUUUUUUCUCUCUAAUGUCAUCAUCCUCGUUAUCGCUGCUGAUUCCGGCGCCUUCUCUUCCAAACAGAAGUACGAUCUCUACGAAGAAUACUUGAGAAACAGCAGAGUUAGGAGAGUUUCUUCAUUCGUAGCUCAGCCGCCCGAGAACGUUCCUAAAGCUCAUAUCGAAAAGAAGCCAGAAAUCUACUCAGAAAGAAAAAUUCUGCCUGUAAGUAUGCCAGAAGCCUCUCCGAAAGCUGAAAUCCAAGGGAUACCAAAAGAAGAAACUCCAGAAGAGCUUGAGACUUCAAAAGAAGAGACUCCAGAAUCUGAAGCUGUGGAAGAAAAGACACCUGAAUCUCAUACAAAGGUCGACGUUGAUGCCGAAACUCGUUUUGAGACAAAGGACAUUAAACCGAUGCAUUACCGUAGUAAAUCAGAGAAAUCUAUCUCUGAUGAGAUGGGCAAUGAGAAUACGAAGAAUCUACUCAGGUCAGAGUCUGAAAAGCAUGAAACGAGGUCAGAAGAGGAGUUAGAGGUACCGAAGGAGGAAGAGAAUGAGUUCUCAACUAUGUCUGAUGAAGAACUCAACAGAAGGGUGGAGGAGUUUAUUCAGAGGAUUAACAGACAAAUGCGGCUUCAAGAGAGCAGUAGCUUGAGAGGCUGGGAACUAGAUAAUGAGAUUUAGAAGAUUGAAGUAUUUUUCUAUAUCUAUUUUUUCUCCUUCAGUUUUUUUGUUUUCUUUUUUUUUAUCCUUUUCUUCUUCUUCUUCUUCAUCUUUUGUUGUGUGUCAUCUCAGUGAGACUGUGAGAGUGUAUAUAUUUUGGGAAUCUGUAAGGGAAGUGUAUUUUCCCUCGAAAUCUCAAAAGAAAGUUUGAACUAUCCUCCCUCCUUUCAGUGCUA
Molecule: messenger RNA, 1138 nt
Organism: Nelumbo nucifera (sacred lotus)
Lineage: Eukaryota; Viridiplantae; Streptophyta; Magnoliopsida; Proteales; Nelumbonaceae
Source: RefSeq, a predicted model, not a curated record